Molecule: messenger RNA, 1152 nt
Organism: Callorhinus ursinus (northern fur seal)
Lineage: Eukaryota; Metazoa; Chordata; Mammalia; Carnivora; Otariidae
Source: RefSeq, a predicted model, not a curated record
AUGCUUAGACCGGUCAUCCACUGGAACUCCCCCAAGAAGCUGCGGGUGAAGAACAAGCACGUGGAGUUUUUCCGCAACCUCUACCUGACCUUCCUGGAGUACGACGGCAACCUCCUGAGGCGAGAGCUCUUCGGCUGCCCCAGUGAAGCUGAUGUCAACAGUGAAAACCUCCAGAAGCAGCUCUCUGAGCUCGAUGAGGAUGACCUGUGUUAUGAGUUCCGGCGAGAGCGGUUCACUGUCCACCGAACCCACCUGUACUUCUUGCACUAUGAGUAUGAGCCCGCUUCGGACAACACGGAUGUCACCCUGGUCGCUCAGCUCUCUAUGGACAGGCUCCAGAUGCUCGAGGCCAUCUGCAAGCACUGGGAGGGACCCAUCAGCCUGGCCCUCUACCUGUCGGACGCCGAAGCCCAGCAGUUCCUCCGCUACGCGCAGGGCUCCGAGGUGCUCAUGAGCCGCCACAACGUGGCCUACCACAUCGUGUACAAGGAGGGCCAGUUCUACCCUGUGAACCUGCUACGCAACGUGGCCAUGAAGCACGUGGGCACGCCCUACAUGUUCCUGUCUGACAUCGACUUCCUGCCCAUGUAUGGGCUCUAUGAGUACCUCAGGAAGUCUAUCAUCCAGCUCGAUCUUGCCAACACCAAGAAGGCGAUGAUCGUCCCUGCGUUCGAGACACUGCGCUACCGGCUGUCUUUCCCCAAGUCGAAAGCGGAGUUGCUGUCAAUGCUGGACAUGGGGACUCUCUUCACAUUCAGGUACCACGUCUGGACAAAAGGCCACGCUCCCACAAACUUUGCCAAGUGGCGGACUGCCACCACGCCUUACCGUGUUGAGUGGGAGGCCGAUUUCGAGCCGUACGUUGUCGUGAGAAGGGACUGCCCUGAGUACGACCGGAGGUUUGUGGGCUUUGGCUGGAACAAGGUGGCUCAUAUCAUGGAAUUGGAUGCGCAGGAAUAUGAAUUCAUCGUGCUGCCCAAUGCCUACAUGAUCCACAUGCCUCAUGCCCCCAGCUUCGAUAUCACCAAGUUCCGGUCCAACAAGCAAUACCGCAUCUGUCUCAAAACCCUGAAGGAAGAGUUUCAGCAGGACAUGUCCCGCCGCUACGGCUUUGCCGCCCUCAAGUAUCUCACGGCUGAGAACAACAGCUAA